UAUGCUCUAAUAGCAUGCCUAGAUCUAGAAAAAGCUUUCGAUUCUAUAAAUCAUGAGGCAAUAAUUAUAAAAGCAGCUAAACUAGGAAUUACUGGAGCCCCACUCAAGUGGAUCAUGAAUUUUCUAAAAAAUAGAACCUACCAAAUAGUCAUAGGUAAUAAAAAAUCAAUAGAAGAAAACAUAGUAAGGGGUCUCCCACAAGGCUCACCUCUUAGUCCUUUAUUGUUUAAUAUAAUGACAACAGAUUUAAAUCUAACGGACGAAUUAAAAAAAGUAACAUAUGCAGACGACAUAACAAUAAUAGCAAUAAAUAAUAACCUAGCAGAGGCUAAAAAUAAACUAGAAUUAGGGUUAAAGCAAAUAAUAGAAUGGGCGAAUAAAUGGGAAUUGACAAUAAAUCUAACAAAAAGCAAACUAAUGUGUUUUACAAAAAACAGAAUAAGAGAAAUACCAAUGAUACAAAUAGAUAACAAAGCACUUAACUUCACUACUAACCACACAAUUCUUGGUCUAGAAUUUGAUGCUCCAAAAUUAACUUGGAAAAAACACAUGAAUAACCUAAAGAUCAAUUGCUCAAAUAGAACAAACUUAAUGAAAAAAAUAUCUUCAACAACAUGGGGAUCUAAUAGAGAAAACAUGAUAAAAUUCUAUGAUAUUUAUAUAAAACCAAAAAUAGAAUACGGUAUCUCAAUCAUUGGAACAGCCAAUAACACAGAAAUGAAAAAAUUAGAAAUUAUUCAAAAUAACGCUCUAAGAAUAGCCACAGGAUGCUUAAAAACCACCCCAAUACUAGCCUUAUUCACUCUCACAAAUAAAAUGCCCUUUAAAUAUAAACAAAAAGAAAUGGAGUGUAUGCAGGUGAUAAAAAUAUUAGAAAAACAAGAGAAUAACCAAAUGAAAAGAAUAGUAACAGCUAAUAUAGAAAAAUAUAACCCCGAAAAAGACAAGAGAGGCUUAGUACACAGAGUAAUAGAAACUUGCAAAGAAUUACAAAUAACAAUAAAAGCAAAAACAAUACCAAACAUAACUCCUAUUCCACCAUGGUUUGAUAUUACAAAUAAUAUAGAAACUAACUUCUUAGAAGAUCUUGCAAAAAAUGUCCCUGAACAAAUAAUAAAGAGUCAAUUUUUUAAGUUGGAAAACACAAGAUAUUUAAACAAUAAAAAAAUAUUUACAGAUGGCUCAAAAUUAAGCACAAACUCAACCUCAGCGGCCAUAUAUAUCCAAGACAAAAAUAUAACAACAAUAUGGAAAUUACCUGAUGAAACAGAAAUAAUAGAGGCAGAACUUUUUGCAAUAAAACAAGGAAUUACUUAUAUACAGAACAAUAGAUUAGUAACAUCAGUAAUAUUUUCAGACUCAAAAUCAGCCUUACAAUUAAUAUCAAACUUAAAACCUAAAAACUAUAAACACAUCAUAUUUGAAAUACAGGCAAUGAUAUAUUCACUUACAAACCAAAAACAGACAAUAACAAUACAGUGGAUACCAUCACACAAAAACAUAAGAGGUAAUGAAAUUGCUGAUCAAGCUGCAAAAAAAGCACACACUAUAACAAAUCCUAUAACCAUAUAUGAGGACAAAAGAAAAAAGAUAAAACAAAUAAGAAUAAAAUAUUUAAAAAAAUGGGAAACACAAUUAAAUUCAAUCUUAAACACAAAAAAUUACCUUCUAAAAAAUACAGAACCCCAACCAUGGACAAGAUCAAAAAAUAGAAAACUUGACGUUUGCAUAACCAGACUCAAAACAACACACACAAGACUGAACCAACAUUUACAUAAAGUAAAAAUAGUAAAUGAUCCAACAUGUAGAUGGUGUCACCAUCAGGAAGAAAACAUAGAACAUAUCAUGCUACAAUGUCCAAGAUUUCACUCCUACAGAACAGAGUUGAUGGAAGCUCUAAAAAGAAUCAAAAUAAACAAUCCUAAUAUUGAUUUAUUACUCACAGGUGCUGAUUUCUCUCCAAUAAAGAAGUGCUACAUUUUAAGACACACCAAAAUAUUUUUGAAGAAAACAAGACUAAUAGAAAUAAUUUAAGGAAAAAGAAAGAAGAAAGAAGAAAGAACAUAGAUCCAGGGGAUAUAGACUAUACAAUAGUCUAAAACCCUAUAAAAGAAGAAAGAAGAAGAAGACACAUCACAAACUUUCU
This is a messenger RNA of Penaeus chinensis, 2146 nucleotides long. RefSeq lists its product as uncharacterized. Gene Ontology annotation, molecular function: nucleic acid binding; RNA-DNA hybrid ribonuclease activity. The record is from RefSeq and is a predicted model, not a curated record. NCBI's taxonomy places the organism in Eukaryota, Metazoa, Arthropoda, Malacostraca, Decapoda, Penaeidae. The coding region runs from base 115 to 2034 and encodes 639 amino acids. The transcript has a single exon.